CUUGAUCAUAUAUAUAUUAGAGCAAUCCAUCAAGACUGCUAUCCCAAGUAUCAUAACUUUUCUUUCAAGUAAUAAUAGAUCAUAUAUACUCAACUCAAUAAAUCAGCUUUUCGAAUACUUUCAGAAGGCAAAAUGACGAUGAUAGAGAUGAGAGUACAUAUGGAUUGCGCCGGAUGCGAGAGCAAGGUGAGAAGUGCUUUACAAAAACUAAAAGGUGUGGAUGAUAUUGACAUAGACAUGGGGUUGCAGAAGGUGACAGUAACAGGAUAUGCAGACCAGAAAAAAGUUCUCAAGACAGUUCGAAAAACAGGAAGGAGGGCAGAGCUAUGGCAAUUACCUUACAAUCCAGAGCACCACAGCCUCUCAAAUCAUUAUUAUAAUCAACAUGAAGUUAAUGGUCCUUUAAACUAUUAUGCUCCUCAGCCUUCCUCUUCUUACAACUACUAUAAGCAUGGAUAUGACAGCAGUGAUUAUGGGUAUUAUCGUCAUCCUGUUCAGUCUUCCAUUUUUAGCCGCCAGUCUGGCUCAACUUUUAGCGACGAGAACCCUCAUGGUUGUUCUAUCAUGUGAUGUGGUUUUAUACAAGAAAAUGUUGUUAAUAAGAGCUGGAUAUAUAUGUCUAUGCACUUUCUCAUUUGCUCCUUUUAUUUUCAUUGGAGAACUGUAUGGAGAAAGAAAUUAAUAAAACCAUAAGCUUGUAAAUUUGAAUUUUUAGUAUGACUCUUGCUGUAAGGAACACAGAUAUGAUCAGGAUGGAAGUUUUGAUUAAUAAAUCAAUCAACAGAUACUUUUAUUUUA
Ricinus communis (castor bean) is the source of this 798-nucleotide messenger RNA. Its product is annotated as heavy metal-associated isoprenylated plant protein 28. The record is from RefSeq and is a predicted model, not a curated record. Lineage: Eukaryota; Viridiplantae; Streptophyta; Magnoliopsida; Malpighiales; Euphorbiaceae. The transcript is spliced from 3 exons. Bases 133 to 570 code for a protein of 145 amino acids. Gene Ontology annotation, molecular function: metal ion binding.